This is a messenger RNA of Closterium sp. Naga37s-1, 227 nucleotides long. The record is from the annotation of a GenBank genome assembly. NCBI's taxonomy places the organism in Eukaryota, Viridiplantae, Streptophyta, Zygnematophyceae, Desmidiales, Closteriaceae.
GUUUUCCAGAAUACCCUUGCCUCGCGCGGGCCUACUCUCCUCCGCCCACUCGCUAGCCGCCGCUUCCCCCUUCCGCACCGACUGCUGCGCCACUCCGCCAAGCGCAGCGCGCGCUCCCCCCGGCAGGCGGAGGGCUUGGCGCGCAGCGGCUGCAGGGGGCGCGGGCGAGGCGGAUGCGGGGGCGGCGCCGCUGGUGACCACUGCGGGCGAUGGCGCAGUGAGGGCGG